CCCCUAUAAAACCUCACCCCGGCCGGGCGGAUCGUGACAGUCCCGGAACAAACGCCGAGCACACGACACGUCGCUACUGGCGCGAUCACGAUACCAAUAAGAAGCAAAAAAAAUAUUUACACGGCGACUAGAAGAGACGACAAUAUUUCCGAAAAAAAUAAAAUAACCAGAAAGCGAACCAUGAACUUGUUCACAACUUUAAACGUGGCUAUCGUGGUGACCGUGGUAGCGUGCUUAGCGUGGCCCGCCACGACUCAAGUGCAUAACAUGAACCGGUACGGCAAACAGCAGUUGGCCCAAAAACAAUAUCGAUACGGCAACCCGACAUGGGCGAACGGAAUUAACCGGGCUGGUGGUUGGGCGUCAUCGUCAUACGGAAACAUGAUGAGGCAUUAUCCGGUGUCGAUGGCCCGAUACGGAGCGAUAAUGGGCGGUGGUAGACAAACGCUAUCGCCGGACGACUAUUACGAUGGCGAAGUCAGAUCGGUCGCAUACGACCCAAGCCCUAGACGGUAUGACCGAUUGGACUACGCUGUAGUCAGGUACCCGAGUUACGGUGUUGGUUACGGUGGUUACGGUGGUUACGGUUAUUAUCCGGUAGCCAGCCUGGCAGCGCCGGGUGGUGGCAGCGGCGUUGCCGUCGACGACGAUCUGUUGUAUGACGACGACGAUGACGACCGUGACCGCGACCGCGAUGACGACGACAGUGACGAUUCGUUGUUUGGAGAUCGGACCGGACAAAUGGCCGCGGCAACAAUCAACAGGUAUGAGUCUGCUACUUCGAGAUAUCCGAUGACGGACAAGAUACACAAUUUCCGGAAGGUGUUCAUGUCAAACCUCGUGUCACCGUCCAACGCGUUCAAGUCACCCAAAGAACGGCAGCUGUAUGAUUUUUGGGAAUCCUUGAUCAACGGUGACCUGGAUGACAUGCAGCAAACCGACGACACCAUCGGGCAACAACGUCUGGACCGUCAACAGCUUCAGUCGCCACUGGACUAUGCGUCCCCCAGUUCGUUAUUGUAUCAACACCUGCCACCGAUAUUUCUCAAGCUGCAGCAACAGCAACAGCAGAAACAGAAAUUACAGAACCAACAACAUUUACUAAAACAGCACUACAAGUCAGUUGACGAACAGACACCUCCACCGCCACCAUCUCCGCCUUCAUCAUCGUACUCGGCUCUGUCGUCACCAUUGCAGACCGUACAACGUGGAAAUUUCUACAAACAGUGGGCAAACGGAUCGCCACUCAUCAAGAGGUCUUCGGUCGGUGGAGUCCAACGGGCUGUGUCACCAUUAUCGUCUCUAACAUCGUCAUCAUUAUCAUCAUCGACUUUGGACAACGACGACGUACGGCAGUUGCAAGAGCUUAAAUCUAACGACAGCGCUAUCAAUACGACAGCUACGGCGACAACAAUGACCACGUCGACCACAACAACCACUACCAUGGUCGCCGGUACGAGUACCGCGGGUGCACCAUCGCUACCCAUGGCGGACGGAGGGCAGAGAGAGUUUGUGCUGCCCAGACCGGCAGGCGAGAAAACGGAUUUAGAGAGUCUAUUGGAGGUAAUCGCCGAAGGUGGUCUUCGUGGAAACUACGGCGAUAACGGAAAUUUUCCACAAGAUGCCAAAGUGAAUAAGAAAAGAUCGUUUGUAUCCGAUGAGACGUCACUGGCAGCUCAACUUGGUGCGCUUCGAAAAAAUUAAGAUGACCUUUCUGUAUGAAGAAUAAAAUUUGUUGAUUUCGUCAAAUCGGAGUAUACUAAAAACUAUAUGAUAAUAGUAGUGUAAAUAAUAAAUUUUCUUUUUUUCAAUA
Messenger RNA from Rhopalosiphum padi (bird cherry-oat aphid), 1813 nucleotides. RefSeq lists its product as uncharacterized. NCBI's taxonomy places the organism in Eukaryota, Metazoa, Arthropoda, Insecta, Hemiptera, Aphididae. The coding region runs from base 181 to 1704 and encodes 507 amino acids. The transcript is spliced from 3 exons. The record is from RefSeq and is a predicted model, not a curated record.